Molecule: messenger RNA, 2093 nt
Organism: Trichomycterus rosablanca
Lineage: Eukaryota; Metazoa; Chordata; Actinopteri; Siluriformes; Trichomycteridae
Gene: arrb1
Product: arrestin, beta 1
Exons: 17
Coding region: 64-1368 (434 amino acids)
Biological process (GO): G protein-coupled receptor internalization; visual perception; signal transduction
Molecular function (GO): G protein-coupled receptor binding
Source: RefSeq, a predicted model, not a curated record
GUGCAAAACUAAUGAAAAAUGAUCAACUAGAGCUACUGCUAAAAACCCUACCUGCAUGGACACAUGUUCUUCGACUGUGAUAAAGAUCCUCAGUUAAUGCAGUGGCAUGGUCAAUGUCGGGCGAGUAUGUGGGUUUUCAAGAAGGCAAGUCCAAAUGGAAAAUUAACUGUGUAUCUUGGCAAGAGGGACUUUGUUGACCAUGUGGACAUUGUAGAGCCCGUUGACGGUGUGGUUUUAAUUGAUCCAGAGUACUUAAAGGAGAGAAAAGUUUUUGUAACGCUGACAUGCGCUUUCCGCUAUGGGCGUGAGGACUUGGAUGUUCUUGGAUUGACAUUUCGAAAGGACCUGUUUGUGGCCAAUAUACAGGCAUUCCCUCCUGUGCCUGAGGAGAAGAAAAGUCUGACACGUCUACAAGAGCGGCUGAUAAAAAAGCUUGGAGAACAUGCUUAUCCCUUCACUUUUGAGAUACCUCCCAAUUUACCCUGUUCUGUCACAUUGCAACCUGGACCAGAAGACACAGGAAAGGCCUGUGGGGUUGACUUUGAAGUAAAAGCAUUCUGUGCUGAAAAUGUUGAGGAGAAAAUUCACAAAAGGAACUCUGUGCGCCUCAUCAUCAGGAAAGUGCAGUAUGCUCCAGAGAAGCCAGGCCCCCAACCUAUGGCAGAGACAACAAGACAGUUCCUCAUGUCAGACAAACCCUUACAUCUUGAGGCCUCCCUUGACAAAGAGAUUUACUAUCAUGGUGAACCAAUAAGUGUCAAUGUUCAUGUCACAAACAACACAAACAAGACGGUGAAGAAAAUGAAGAUUUCAGUGCGCCAGUAUGCUGAUAUUUGUCUCUUCAACACGGCUCAGUACAAGUGCCCAGUAGCAACAGAGGAAUCAGAUGAUAUUGUGGCUCCAAGUGCAACAUUCUGUAAAGUUUAUACCCUCACCCCCUUUCUUGCCAACAAUCGAGAGAAGCGUGGCUUAGCUCUAGAUGGAAAGCUCAAACAUGAAGACACAAAUUUAGCGUCAAGUACAUUAUUACGAGAAGGAGCCAACAAGGAAAUUCUGGGUAUCAUUGUGUCUUAUAAAGUAAAAGUGAAACUGGUGGUUUCUCGUGGUGGGCUCCUCGGAGAUCUUGCAUCAAGUGAUGUUGCAGUAGAGCUGCCCUUUACAUUAAUGCAUCCUAAACCAAUAGAAGAAUCCAUUUACAAAGACGUGUCUGAAAAUGAAGCACCCAUUGACACAAACCUGAUUGAGUUUGACACAAAUGAUGAUGACAUCAUUUUUGAAGACUUUGCAAGGCAGCGACUCAUUGGGGCGAAAGAUGAGAAAGAAGAGGAUGAAGAAGGUACAGACUCGCCUAAGCUGACGGAUAGAUAAAUAAAGAUGACAAAUGUUUUACUGUAUCACAUUAUUAGGGAUCCGGUGAGAACCCCCCUGUAGAGACAAAACAAGAGGACUGGGACACCCUUUAACACACUCACUGUGGUGCAGUUCUUGUGCUAAUGUUUACAUACGUCUUCAUCCUGAAAGGGUGUAAAAAGUAUAAGUGUUGAUGAAUAUUACCUCCUUCUGAAAGUACUUAGCAGGUGAGUUAUUAGUUUACUAGCUAACUACAGAGUGCCUACAGUGUUUUAAAGGUAAGGUAUAGCAUUUCAUCAUGUUUAAAAUGACCUUUAAUGGUAGCAUGCCUAUGUUGUUAGUUUGGUUUACAUGUUCUUUAACAUUAAAAAACAAAUUUUUAGAGACUAUAUCUUUGUAUUUAAAGAUUUUUAAAUUAUAUAAGUACUGAACACUGUGUAAAAAUAUAUAUUCUUUUUAUUAACAUAACCACUGUCAAACUUUCAUCUAGUGAUUAAGCGUUCUGCAUUUAUUAUUGAACAGAAGCAUUGGAGAUUAAUAUUAAUUUAACAGACAACAUUCGACCACAAAAAUCCCAUACUGAUUCCAUAUUAUGAUUUUUAAUUAAUUCUAUAAUUAUAAGAAAUAUUUUGCCCAUCAAAAGUGUUGUAUUGUAAAAAAAAGUUUUUGCAGUUCUUGUUAGAAUAGCAGCACUAUACUAUUAUACUUCUGUUUUGUUUUAAAAGUACAAUAAAAUACUGUUU